Molecule: messenger RNA, 5867 nt
Organism: Pimephales promelas (fathead minnow)
Lineage: Eukaryota; Metazoa; Chordata; Actinopteri; Cypriniformes; Leuciscidae
Gene: fgd6
Product: FYVE, RhoGEF and PH domain containing 6
Cellular component (GO): cytoplasm
Molecular function (GO): guanyl-nucleotide exchange factor activity; metal ion binding
Source: RefSeq, a predicted model, not a curated record
AAGUUUUUAUUGAACUCUUUGACUGGACUUCGCCGUUCCAGCUUUACAAAAGCGGUGGCAAAAAAAACAUGGAAAGCAUGGAACUCAUUCCAACUCAGUAGAAAUACAAAGAGUCUGGAUUAUCUUUUGAAGAAAUCGAGUUGUCUUCCCCUCUAGGACUAGCAAUGACUCCUGCUAGAAGAGAAGAGCUGAAUCUGAAGGAACUGUGCUGAAUGCAGCUCAUUCAUGGAGUAAAGAGAGUCGUUUGGGGAUCAUGAGUACAGGAAUGAAGAAACCGCCGGUUGCCCCCAAACCCAAGCUGGUUCAGUCGCAGAAACCAUCGCCUCCCCCCAUCGCCCCAAAACCAGAGAUCCUGCUGCCGUCACCCUCACCCACUGCGCACAAGAGAGGAAAACCUGCCGUCGCCCCCAAACCAAGCCUGCCCAAAGCCCCUCAGAAACCUCUCCAGCCGAGACAAGAUCCAUGCAAGACCCAGCAUCCCCCUGUCUCCAAAAAUGGGGGUCCUGCUCUACUACCCUCACACCUGUCACAUUACAUCAUACCACCCUGUACUCAAGGUCAUCAUUUAGGUAACAGCAAAUCAGAGGAGUCUAAGGAAAUAUGUGGAACAGCAGAGGUAGGUGUUUUCAGAGAGGGCGACAGCCCAAAAGAACAGUUGUUUUACAAUGACACAUGGGAACAUGCAUCCCAAUCUGAACGGGAACAAAUGCGUGCUCCCACAGACUCGUCCCACUCUUCCACAGAGGCACAGGAAGAAACAAACUCUUCCACAGUAGAAAAGGACCAGACAGGUACACAAAUACAAAUUUCUGCCCAGAUCCCAAGUCCCAGUCCUACAGAACCCCUACAGGAACGAUCUGUCAAGGAGAAACAAUCCGAGAACUCUGUUUUUGGCUCUUGCGUCAGUGACAAUGUUGGUUACCCUGCACCUCCCAGCAAGCCUCUCCCUGUACCCCAUCCACGACGCCCUCGGAGGGCACUUCUUAGGCAGAAUGUUGUGGAAAUCGCACCUUCAGACACUCCAGCACCUACAGAAACUUCUGAACACAUUCAGACGGACAAAUUACUAGAAAAUCCUGAAACCACCAGUCACGCCUACACUGUCACACCCCUAAAUUUAUGUUCCCCUAAAGAGAACGCGGAAAACACAGACACUGGCUCCUCAACCAACACUGAUUCUUUGCACAACGUAGACUCUAUUCACAGUGCACAUACUGAAGAUCUAGAUCUAGAAUCCACCCAUUAUUCGGUUCCAACAAAUGGCGUAACUCUAGCUUCCAUGAACACAGCUGCAGAGGAGGAGGGGUCACAACCUCCAGCUCCGCCACCUCGACAGAAAUCCCUCCUACAAAUGGUUGAUUCCUUGUGCAAGGCCUCAACAUCAGUGGACAGCUUGCUUUUGCAUUGCCACUCAGAUCUUCAGGAUUCCUUGGUUAGUUGUAGUACCGGUAAAGAUGAGGAGGAGCAAAGCGAUGAUGAUGGAGUAUAUGGAGAUUUUGCUCGAUACCCAAUAACGCGGAGUCUUCCUAAACAGAUUAAGCUCAGCUGUGGCUCGCAAGUUGCAGCUUUAAGCAAGCCAUCUUUGGAUGGGGACGAAAGGUCACCGAAAGUCAUGCCUAAAAAGCCCCAACGAAACAGUCUUCCCGCAUCUGUUGUGUUGCGGAAGCAAAACACGUCCGGUAACGCACACCCCCCUCCGCUUCCUAACUCCAGUCCUCCCAUAUUCAGAGAACUCCCGGCACCUCCUCAGGAGAAACCCUCAUGGCGAGUCGCCCUGCCUAGCAUCCCUCUCUUCAGUAAAAACCAGCCGACUCGCAGUAACAGCCAACCACAGGCUGGAGGUAUGGGAGCGAUUUUCGUCAAACAGAGGGCAAAGUCGUUUUCCUCCGCAGAUCUUCAGCGAGUGGACACUGGAUCCGAAUCCUCCGAGCCGUUGGUGCGAUCCGAUCAAACGCGACGUAGCUUGCGGAAACUUCUAGAGCUGCGUGUGUGUGCACGGUUGCUUCCGAAGUUGCUUCGCGGUGGACAAUCCCUGGAUUGCACUCGUACUGAUGCGGAAUACGAUGAUCAUAAAGCCACGCCCACUAAUCAGGUCACCCCUGGUGGCGAUGAGGAAGAAGCUCAAGGUGACAGUGAGCCUGACUGUGGGGUGGAAUACGAGAACGUCCCGUUAUACGAGGAGAUUCCAGAGUAUAUGAACCUGCCCUGGGUCUAUUCCAACCCGGAUGCAGACACAGGAGUGUAUGAAGUGCAGGAACCAUGUGAGGUGAACAGAUGUUCUGUGAGUGGCGAUCUAUCAGAGGAUGGAUUGAGCUCCAACGAGGACGACGGUAACAGCUCCGACUCCAGUAAGGAAGACAUGAGCCAAUCAAAAGAUAAAGAGGAGGUAGAGAGAGCAAAGAGGAACAAGGUGGUCCACAUCGCAACGGAGAUAAUGAGCUCCGAGAAAGUAUUUGUGGAUGUUCUGAAGUUACUUCACAUCGAUUUCCGGGACGCAGUUGCCAAAGCGACUCGUGCGAGCGGGAAGCCGUUAGUGGAGGAGAAAGUGUUGAAUCAAAUCUUGUACUAUCUGCCCCAACUCUACGAACUUAAUAAAGACCUGCUGAAAGAGCUGGAGGAGAGAGUUGCCCACUGGUCUGAUCAUCAGAGGUUGGCUGAUAUCUUUGUUCAGAAGGGUCCGUAUCUGAAGAUGUAUUCCACCUACAUACGAGAGUUUGACCGUAACGUGGCUCUGCUGGACGAACAGUGUCGCAAGAAUCCUCCUUUUGCAAGCGUCGUUCGUCAGUUUGAGACGAGUCCUCGCUGUGCUAGUCUUGCUUUGAAGCAUUACCUGCUGAAACCGGUGCAGAGAAUACCUCAAUACCAGCUCCUGCUCACAGAUUAUUUGAAAAAUCUUCCUGAGGAUUCAUCCGACUACAAAGACACAAAAACUGCUCUUAGUGUGGUGAAAGAAGUGGCAAACCAUGCGAAUGACAUCAUGAAGCAAGGGGAUAACUUUCAGAAGCUGAUGCAGGUUCAAUACAGUCUGAAUGGUCAUCAUGAAAUCGUCCAACCUGGCAGGGUUUUCUUAAAGGAGGGCACUCUGAUGAAACUCUCCAGGAAAGUUAUGCAGCCCAGAAUGUUCUUCCUGUUUAAUGAUAUUCUGCUGUACACAACACCCGUUCAGUCUGGACAGUAUAAAGUCAACAGCAUGCUCUCUCUGGCCGGCAUGAAGGUGAGCAAACCCAGUCAGGAGGCCUAUCAGAAUGAGUUAAACAUUGAGAGUGUGGAACGCUCCUUCAUACUCUCUGCCAAUUCAGCCACGGAAAGAGACGAAUGGCUUGAAGCCAUCGCUAAAGCAAUAGAUGACUACACCAGAAAGAAGAUUUCUUUCUUUUCCAGUCGAAGCCAAGAGUCGGAGGGAAUCUCUGAUGACGGUCUACCGCUGGGCUCUAAAGCUCCUAUCUGGAUUCCAGAUUUGAGAACGACCAUGUGUAUGAUGUGCACGUGCGAGUUCACGCUCACCUGGAGACGCCACCACUGCCGUGCCUGCGGAAAGGUGGUGUGUCAGGCAUGUUCGUCCAAUAAAUUCUACCUGGAAUACCUGAAGAAUCAGCUAGCUCGAGUGUGCGACCACUGCUAUAUCAAACUACAGCACAAGGGGGACCAAUCCAAUGUAACCGUUUCCCCUGGUGGGCGGAGUUCGACAUUUGCUUUUUCUAGAAGGCAGAAAAGGAUUCCUUCUGCUCUCAAAGAGGUGUGUGCGAGCACUGAGAACUCCUCCAUGAGUGGAUAUCUGCACAGAUCCAAAGGCCACAAGAAACCGUGGAAGAGGCUGUGGUUUGUCAUCGAGAACAAAGUCCUCUACACUUACGCCGCUAGUGAAGAUGUUGCGGCAUUGGAGAGUCAGCCACUGCUGGGCUUUUUCCUCCGAGAGGAGAAGACGGGACCAGCUCAAAAAAUGCAGUUUAAACUGUACCAUAAAAACACACUCUACUACAUCUUCAGAGCCGAGGAUAUCCCCACUGCUCAGAGAUGGAUUGAAGCGUUUCAAGAGGCCAUGAUCCUUUGACUGGUCUGGGUUGGAUUAAAUCGAAUAAAUCAAUGUCGUUGGUCUGGGUCUCUCCACUGUGUUACACAGGCAGAAAUCAAAACCCAGUUUGAAGCAAAGGAUGCUGGUAGAUGUAGUUUAUGCAUUAAUCUAUCUUAAGCAUCAUAAUGAAGGUAAAACAAGUGGCCCGUUUAAUCAGACUGCAUCCAUCGUACUUAAAUGUGAGGUAUUAAUCCAUAAGUUUGUUCUUAAUGUAUUUUUUUUAGCAAACACUGCCUCUCUGUAAAAACUCCUUAGCAUUAAAGCAGCCCACAGAGCGUUCAGGGUCAAAACUGUCAGGCGAUUGACUGGUCAUGAAGUACAACUGAGCAUGACGUGUCGUUUCCCUAUGAAAACGCUCCAUUAUGAUGUCAUGGGGACAGUUUGAAUCGAUUACAUGUUGCCUGAUGGGACGCUAGCGUGAUUCGCAGUCAAGUCUGAAUUUGCAUGAGCAAGUAUGAUGCAAGGAAUGUCUGAUGCCGGUCGCACCUUUGGCACGGUCAUGUGGUGCAUUAUGGGAGAUUUUGUUAUUCAACUGUGAAAGCUGGGAAAUGAAGGCUUAAAAAGUUACUGGGCCUUAAUUGUGAAGCACAACCUUUAUGUAUGAAUUGUACGUAAAACCAUUGUUUUUGCGCACGAAUGGUUUUAUGAAUGAUUGAUGCAUUGAACAGAAGCAUUUUAGACAUUACCCAAGCAUAGUUUUACAAACAAUUGAAUUACCUGCAACAAUUUACAUAAGGAAGAUUUUGUGAAUGAUGCACACAUUGAAUGUGACUAUACUUUAAUUUUUUACAAUCAAUUAAUGUUACAUUUUCAAAAGAUUCAUUCAUGGAAUGUGAGCAUCUUUUUAACAAAAGAUUGACGCAUUGCAACAGUUCAUGUAUGCGCAUUCUUUUUUUACAAACAAUUUGUGCAUUAUAUGCGACAAUUUUUAGAGAAUUAAGUUCUUUCCCGAAGACGUCCGUCGUUAUUUGAUUUGUUUGUUGUUUUUUUUCAGUUAGCCUGUUACAGUUACAAAAAAUGUUUUUAAUAAUCUUAAACUAUUUUGUAAAAAGUAAGCAUUUUGACUGAUGCUUUAAACAUACUGGACUGAACUGGAAGUGUACAUAUUUUGUAAAUGGUAAUAUAAUGCAGGCGUAUUUAAAAUAGUUCAGGAUGUUUAAUGGCCUCAAUGAAUUAUGCGUAGUAAAGACACAGUGCUAGGCUGGCUAACUCAGCACUGUUUUAACAUACUAUAUAAGACAUUUAACACAUCGGCUGUGAAUACAGAGAAAAAAAACUAGUGCUCUUAUCAGGGAAAGAUAUAUAACACACAUAUUAAAUACUCUAAUGCACCUUGUUCAGGACACUUUGACAAUGGGUAAAACAUGAUUAUAUUCUCUACAGUUUUCACUAAAGUCCUCCAUCAGCUCCAAGCACAGCAAGCCACUGAUCUUUCACCGUUUGAAGGGUAACAGGUCCAAGAAAUGGAUGUUUUUUGUUUGAUAUCGAUCAUAUUUCUGUUUUGAAUGUUUACAUUUUGUUAGAUUGUUUUGAUUUUGGGAAACAGAUACACCACUGUUAUAAUUGUUGUUGUUGGUUUUUUCCACUUUUAAGAAAAAUAUAAUUGGUAUUCCUGAUGCUUCUGGUCAUCUUGGCACUAAUUCACUGUUGUAUCCCAAAGUUCUGAGGGUCUCCAGAAGGUUUUACAUCCUGAAGUAAUCUGUUAAUAUCUUAAGGAUUUCAAGGGAGUAGCUAUGCCCCAACAUAAAUGGAAAAUGCAAAUAAUUUUUUUAAUAAAUAAUGUAAUGCAAUGAGA